This is a messenger RNA of Photinus pyralis (common eastern firefly), 2278 nucleotides long. RefSeq names its product ribosomal protein S6 kinase beta-1 (gene S6k). Gene Ontology annotation, molecular function: protein serine/threonine kinase activity; ATP binding. The coding region runs from base 179 to 1621 and encodes 480 amino acids. NCBI's taxonomy places the organism in Eukaryota, Metazoa, Arthropoda, Insecta, Coleoptera, Lampyridae. Gene Ontology annotation, biological process: protein phosphorylation; signal transduction. The transcript has 9 exons. The record is from RefSeq and is a predicted model, not a curated record.
CGAAAAUAUCCCUAAAGUGAAGGCAAACUUGAAGGAGAAGGACAUAACCUAAUUCAAGUCUGUCAUACGAGGUGUGUUUUUGCUACAGGAAAUUAAAUUCUAAACCGUAUUUUAUAUUUAAUAAUAACAGUGUUUUAAAUUAUCAUAAAUGUAAUUAGCGAUCUGGUAACGAGGGAGAAUGGCAGGUGUUUUUGAUUUGGAAUUGCACGACGUUGAAGCUGUUGAGGUUGAUGAUUCAGACGACGAUGAUGUUAUUGAAAUUCAAGAGGGUGGAUACGAUCAAAACCCCAAUGUAAAUGAAAUCAUUGAGACUGACGACGUGGAGACAGUACAAUUAACUGAACAAAAUGUGAAUCCCGGCCAAGAUAAAGCCGGCCCACAGGAUUUCGAACUACUUAAAGUAUUGGGAAAGGGCGGAUAUGGCAAGGUUUUUCAAGUUCGCAAAGUGAACGGAACCGAUGCUGGCACAAUAUUUGCUAUGAAAGUGCUGCGCAAGGCUUCCAUCGUUAGAAAUCAAAAAGACACGGCGCACACUAAGGCUGAACGAAAUAUUUUAGAAGAAGUCAAACACCCGUUUAUAGUCGACUUAAAAUACGCAUUUCAAACGGGCGGUAAACUUUAUUUAAUUUUGGAGUAUUUAAGCGGCGGCGAGUUAUUUAUGCAUUUAGAGCGGGAAGGUAUUUUUUUGGAGGAUACUGCUUGCUUUUAUUUGGCAGAAAUAAUACUAGCUUUAGAACAUUUGCAUAUGCAAGGAAUUAUAUAUAGGGAUCUUAAGCCAGAAAAUAUACUAUUAGACGCUCAAGGUCAUGUGAAACUAACAGAUUUCGGCUUGUGUAAGGAGCAUAUUCAAGAAGGCAUCGUUACUCAUACAUUUUGUGGUACUAUAGAAUACAUGGCCCCUGAAAUAUUAACACGAAGCGGCCAUGGCAAAGAAGUGGACUGGUGGUCCCUCGGUGCUUUAAUGUACGAUAUGUUAACGGGUGCUCCGCCAUUCACAGCGGAAAAUCGAAAAAAGACAAUAGAAAAAAUUUUAAAGGGAAAACUAAAUCUCCCGCCGUACUUGACGGCCGAUGCGCGAGACUUAAUUCGAAAAUUAUUGAAAAGGCAAGUUUCCGUUAGAUUAGGCGCGCCGCCGUCCGAUGCCCUAGCCGUUAAGCAGCAUCAUUUCUUUAAACACAUUUCUUGGGAUGACGUGCUGUGUAGGAAGUUGGAUCCGCCGUUUAAGCCGAGUUUGACCAGCGAGGAUGACGUUUCACAGUUUGAUACCAAAUUUACAGAACAAACUCCAGUUGAUUCUCCUGUCGAGUGGAAUCUUAGCGAAAGUGCCAACAUGAUCUUUCAGGGAUUUACGUAUAUAGCGCCAUCUGUUCUUGAAGAUAUGUAUAAAACGUCAUCGAUCAUAAGAGCCAGAUCGCCAAGAAAACUAGGUACUACGCCGAUGAGGCAUCAUCACAUGUCUCCAUUUAUGCAUCCUUUACAUCACGGUCAUCAUAUAGGUCAAGGUCAAUCGUUAGGGCACAAUUUAGCACACAUGGGACAUUUUACCACUUCACAACCGCUUACGACAACAAAUAACUGUACAGAAGAAAUGAUGGAAGUGAGUGGUAUACCUCUACUAUAGUAGAUAAUUUGUUUUAGUUUCAUUUUAAGAAAUUAUUUUGGUAGAAUUUUUUUGUUAGUUGUUAAAAAUUGAUUCUAGUGUUUUUGAAACCGUUACCAUACAACUUAAUCUUAAAUUGAAAUGAUUGUACAUGAUGAUGUGUGCAUUAUUACUAUUAAGUUUAAUAUUGUAGUUAUACUCAAAUUUUAUGACAGCUCUUAAAGAGGACGCUUUCAUUAAAGCAUAAAUUGGAAUCAAGCAGUUUCCUUAGUUGGUAAUUUGGAUAUUAACAAAUUUUCGAUAUUUGAGUGAACUCUUUAAUUUUGCUUCAUUUCUUAUGGUGCAACUCAGGCAUUUAUGAAACGUAGUACACCAAGAACUGAAAUGUUUUUUACACAACACUUGCGUGUACUGUAUUUUAUAUUGUAUACUAUCUACCUAUACUACUUUUUACUACAAGUGCGUGCAAACGAUGAGUUGCUGUGUGCUUUGUGUAUACUAAUUUUGUAUUUUAUCUGUUGUGAUCAUAUUUCUCGAGAUUUAUUUUACAACACUUAAUACUGUUUACAUAUUUCUAAAUGAUUGUUUCUAGGCUAUAAUACAAAGAUUUAGUUAAUUUUUUGUUUUUGGUGUACGUUUGUAACAAAUUUAUAAUAAAACCCAUUAUUAAUACCUAUA